Aedes aegypti (yellow fever mosquito) is the source of this 974-nucleotide messenger RNA. RefSeq names its product ER membrane protein complex subunit 7 homolog (gene EMC7). Gene Ontology annotation, cellular component: EMC complex. The transcript is spliced from 2 exons. Lineage: Eukaryota; Metazoa; Arthropoda; Insecta; Diptera; Culicidae. Gene Ontology annotation, molecular function: carbohydrate binding. The coding region runs from base 107 to 817 and encodes 236 amino acids. The record is from RefSeq and is a predicted model, not a curated record.
AAUCUUUUGUGGGACAGCUCAUGUUAUUUUUUCACCCGAUCGCCUGAUUAGUCGCGGAUUUAUUUCACUCGUUCGGAUUCCAGUGGCCUGGGCGAAAAAGAACAAAAUGUUGGUAAAAUCCUUGCUGGUUCCAUUGUUGGCGUUGCUCGCCACUACCGUGGCCGAUUCCUCCAUCGACGAGUUCGACGAAACCGGCCGGUACACCAUCGAGGGUCGCGUUUAUCCGCCGGAACUUUUCGGCGGGUCGGAUCUUACCUGGCAAAUCGAUACGCAAAUCUCGAUUAACGGCGGUGAGUACAAAGGAUUCCUCAAGGAUGACGGGUCGUUUGUGAUCAGCUCGGUCCCGUCCGGAAGCUACGUGGUGGAAAUCCUCAAUCCGGACUACUACUACGAAUCGGUGCGGGUGGAAAUAAAUCCCAAGGGAAAAUUCCGCGCCCGGAAGCUCAACUACGUGCAGCCCUCGCAGGUUGUCCAGGUUCCGUAUCCGCUGAAGCUGAAGGCCCUGACCCGGUUCCGGUACUUCCAGCAGCGGGAACAGUGGAAGAUCACCGACUUCCUGUUUAAUCCGAUGGUGCUGAUGAUGAUCCUGCCGCUGCUCAUUAUGCUCGUUCUGCCCAAGAUGAUGAGCGAUCCGGAGACCAAGAAGGAGAUGGAGAACUUGAAUCUGUCGAAGAUGACGAACGACAUGCCGGAGAUUAGUGAGAUGAUCACGUCGUUCUUCACCGGAGGAGCUCCGGCGGCGGCAGCAGCGGGAGCCGUCAAGGACAAGGACAAGUCCAAAUCGGCAGCCAACAAGCAGGGCAAGAAGAAGAAUUAAUUUGGAUCUCGUCGUGCAUGAUCAAUUUUUAGCUGAAUAUUAACGGUAGGUUUUGGUAACUGUUAGGGAAGGCGAUCCAAUUUGUAAUUUACUAUUUAUUUAGUGCGACAAGCGGAAGAUGCCCGUGGUAAAUAAACUAAGGAACUGUACCCUUAAA